AUGCCCCUCAAAUCCACCUUCACCAUCUCCCCAGUCCCCGCAACCCAAGAAGCCAGCCGCCACCUCAACUCUAUCGAACGCUCCGCCAUCCACCAAAGCAACGACACCUCCUUCGUCCGCCUGAUGUGGAACAAUUCACCCCCCGACGAGAACGAAGACGCCGAAUUCAUGCUGCAAACAGGCUUGCUUGGACAGUUCAGCCAGGUGGAGUUGGAUCCCGAUCCUGACCCCCUGGAGGACCCCGACCGAUGCCAUGAACACACAGGCCUAAGGGCAUUGGGGAUAGACGCUGAAGACGCUGGGUAG
Aspergillus sclerotioniger CBS 115572 is the source of this 306-nucleotide messenger RNA. RefSeq lists its product as uncharacterized. The transcript has a single exon. Bases 1 to 306 code for a protein of 101 amino acids. The record is from RefSeq and is a predicted model, not a curated record. Lineage: Eukaryota; Fungi; Ascomycota; Eurotiomycetes; Eurotiales; Aspergillaceae.